Tauraco erythrolophus (red-crested turaco) is the source of this 1224-nucleotide messenger RNA. NCBI's taxonomy places the organism in Eukaryota, Metazoa, Chordata, Aves, Musophagiformes, Musophagidae. The record is from RefSeq and is a predicted model, not a curated record.
AUGGAGGUACAUGACCAAAGCCAGGAAUUUAACUUUGACCACUUUCAAAUAUUGCGGGCUAUUGGGAAAGGGAGUUUUGGAAAGGUGUGCAUUGUACAGAAGAGAGACACCAAGAAAAUGUAUGCCAUGAAAUAUAUGAAUAAACAGAAGUGCAUUGAGAGAGAUGAAGUUCGAAACGUUUUUCGGGAGCUACAGAUAAUGCAAGGCCUGGAGCACCCCUUCCUAGUCAAUCUAUGGUAUUCCUUUCAAGAUGAAGAAGACAUGUUCAUGGUGGUCGAUCUCUUACUUGGAGGUGAUCUGCGUUACCAUUUGCAGCAGAACGUACACUUUAACGAAGCAACUGUCAAGCUGUACAUUUGUGAGCUGGCACUUUCCUUGGAUUAUUUGCAGAGAUACCACAUCAUUCACAGGGACAUCAAACCUGACAACAUACUACUGGAUGAGCAUGGACAUGUCCAUAUCACCGACUUUAACAUAGCAACCAUAGUGAAAGGCUCAGAAAAAGCUUCUUCUAUGGCUGGCACGAAACCCUAUAUGGCUCCGGAAGUGUUCCAGGCCUUUAUGGAUGGAGGUCCAGGAUACUCGUACCCAGUAGACUGGUGGUCACUAGGAAUUACAGCAUAUGAAUUACUGAGGGGUUGGAGGCCUUAUGAAAUUCAUUCAGCCACUCCCAUUGAUGAGAUACUCAACAUGUUCAAGAUAGAAAGAGUUCACUACUCAUCUGCAUGGUGCAAGGGCAUGAUAGCGCUACUGAAAAAGCUGCUCACAAAGGACCCAGAGUGCCGACUUUCAAGUCUUGCAGACAUCCAAAGCUCCCCAUACCUAGCUGAUGUCAACUGGGAUGCUGUUCUAGAGAAAGCUGUGACCCCAGGCUUUGUUCCUAACAAAGGAAGACUGAACUGUGAUCCUACAUUUGAACUUGAAGAAAUGAUUUUGGAGUCUAAGCCUCUCCACAAAAAGAAAAAGCGACUUGCCAAAAACAAAUCCAAAGAUGGAACUAAGGAAACCUGCCCACUGAACGUACACCUGCAGCAGUGCUUGGAAACUGUUAGGAAAGAAUUCAUCAUAUUCAACAGAGAGAAAUUAAGAAGACAGCAAGAUCAAAGCGGACAGACUUCCAGCAUGGACAGCAGCAGAGCAUCCCUUCAGAGUCACGAGAAACUCCAGGAUGGAUGUAACAACAACUUACUGGGACACGGCUGCACGAGGGGCUGCAGCAGCUAG